Molecule: messenger RNA, 3170 nt
Organism: Danio aesculapii
Lineage: Eukaryota; Metazoa; Chordata; Actinopteri; Cypriniformes; Danionidae
Gene: nherf4a
Product: NHERF family PDZ scaffold protein 4a
Exons: 11
Coding region: 149-1711 (520 amino acids)
Biological process (GO): protein localization to plasma membrane
Cellular component (GO): apical plasma membrane
Molecular function (GO): protein binding; protein-membrane adaptor activity
Source: RefSeq, a predicted model, not a curated record
AGUUAUCUUGAAUACAGUUAGUUAUGUCAUACUUAGUUAUAUAGUUAUGUCAACACUGAUGUUGGCAGAGGUGUUUUCUCAUAAACCUGGGAUUAAAUAUUAAUCUCCUGGUGGAACAAGGAGGAGCCAUACUGACAAAAGCGUUUUUAUGCUUCAUUUAAAUGUGUACCUUGCACCCUCACAACACCCAGGCCUCAGAAGGAUCAUGAGAUUCACCGCAGAAACAGUGGAUGCACCCGAUUUACCAAAAAAGUUCACCUUCAACCCGAAAGAAGGCAUUGACAAUCCUGCUUUGGUGAUCUCUGAUGACAAAGAGCCAGAUGUGCAGCCGCGGCUGUGUGUCCUGAGGCGGGAGGAGGGCCAGGGCUUCGGCUUCUACCUGAGCCGGGACGCGGGACGCCGCAGAGGGCAUGUGGUGCGGCAGGUGGAGCCUUGGAGCAGCGCAGAACGGGCUGGACUGAGGGUCGGAGAACAUGUUUUGGAGGUCAAUGAGGACUUUGUGGAUGACAAGGAACACUCGACUGUAGUGCUGAAGGUGCAGGCGUCUGGACUGAAGCUCUAUCUGUUAGUUCUGAGUGCUCAGGAUUAUGAGUUUGCAGUUUCGGAGGGAAGAGACCUUGUGUCGCUUGCCAGAUCUUAUCGUCCUGAGGGCUGCUCUCGCCCGCGGUUAUGCCACAUCACUAAAGAGCCUGGCAGCGGUUUGGGCCUCAGCAUCAUUCCUAUUGAAGGAGCACGAGGCCGAUAUCGCCUGAGCCCAGUGACUGAUGGUCCAGCUGAAAGAGCAGGCGUCCAGAAUGGAGACAGGCUUAUCUGGAUCAAUGGAGUCUCGAUUUCUGUCAUCUCAUAUGCAGCACUGGCCAAAAUGGUGAAGAAAUGUGAAAAGCAUCUGACCGUCUUGGUAAUUGACAGCAGGAGUGAAGAGAUUUAUAAUCGCAUGGGAUUACCCAUAAUUCCUGCUUUUGCCGAAACCCAUAAUCUGCCCUACAGACCAAAAACACUCCACCUGACUCAAGGAUCACAGGGAUAUGGGUUCCUCUUAAGGCAAGAGAAGUUACGAUCAGGACGCAUUGCUCAUGUAUUACGAGAGAUCGACCCCUGCAGCCCAGCUGAGACUGCAGGAAUGGAGGAUGGAGAAAUUGUGCUCGCGGUGAACGGAGAGCAGGUGGAGGAUGCGGAGCAUGAGGGCAUCGUCAGCAAAAUACGGCAAAGCGGCCAGCAGGUCACCCUCACCACCAUCUCCAUCGCUGGCAGAGACUUUUACACACAGCUGGCGAUGUCUCCAUUGCUGUUCUAUGACGAUCACAUACCAAAGUGUGAACCGUUCACUACACUGGCUUCACAACAUCCUGAGGGACACCAAAAUCCCCCGCAUCCUCGACUUUGUGAGCUUCAUAAGGAGGGUACGGGAUUCGGCUUCAACCUUGGCUGUGUUGAAAAUAAGCCUGGGACUUAUAUCAGCCAGGUGGUGUCUGGGAGCACAGGAGAGAAAGCCGGGCUGCGUAAAUGGGAUGUGCUGGUAGAAGUGAAUGGACAGAAUGUUGAGGAAGAAUAUUUUGAUGAGGUGGUGAGACUGAUAAAAGGAGGAGGAUCACCUCUCAGGUUGCUGGUGGUGGAUGGACUGCAUUAUGAGAAAUUAAGAAACACCAGGCAGACCAUAAAUUCGGGACUUAAUAACAAGGUUCCAGACGCUUCACAAGAUGAUUUUGUGUGAAUAUAGUAGUCAGGUACAGUUUUAAGAAUGUAUUUUGUUCAUUUAAAAGGGGUGGUCCACUACAAAAUCAUAUUUUAAACUUUAUUUCAUGUGUAAUGUAGCUGUGUGAACAUAAACAACAUCUCUGAAUGUAAUGCGCUCAAAGUUCAAUGCAAAGGAAGACAUUGGCUUUUACAGAGUUAGCUUAGCAAAGCCUACAGCGAACGAAGUUUGGAGAUUACAAAAAAAAUACAUCCGGGUCAAUGAAAUCAUGAACCCUUCAGGUUAAGCGCAUACACCCCAUGCAGUGAAGGGGCAUGGCCAGAGGUGCUGUAAUGUUAUAGCAGAGAAAGCUAAAAUGCAGUCCAAACACUGCUAUUUCCACAGAGCUUCUUCUGUUUCUGUAUUUGGGCUUCCAAAAUACACAACACAAAGAGAGAAGUGCUUACAGUUUAAAUUUAAUUAUGUUACAGAGAAUUCUAAAAAUAUAUAUAUAGGUAGCAUUUGACAAAGAACAGCUUCCAGAAUCUCUUCUAGUUCAGUGCUGGAUUCGGCUAAAAACUCCUUUAAGAAAGAGCAGCUCCAACCAUAAUAGACGAAGCUGUGGAUUGUGAGCCACAACCUGUAAGUAUUUUUAUUUGUUAAAAUUGAUCGACUACAUGCACAGUUUCUAGCGUUAAUGGUAUGUUGUAGCGAGGACAUAAAAAAGGAUGUAAACAAUGGGAAAUGCUGUUUGGCACCAUUAAAAAUGUAGAUACAAAUUCAUAUUUAUCAAUCAAACUGCUGUAAACAGCCACAAUCUUCAGCAGCGCUGCAGUGUCUCUCUAUAUGGCUGCUGUCCGUGCAUUAUAGAUCUCAAGUAACGAACUUGCAAAAGAUAUGUGAACAUUUCAUAUUACUUACAUAUGCUCAUUAUCCAAAUAUAUAUUUAGGAGACACUUGUCAAUUUUUAUUUUAGAGAACAGUCGUGAGGUUCAGCUGCGUCCUUUUCAUUUUCUACCUGAUUCAGGUUAACCGAUACAACUAACAGCCACACUGACUGACAGUGUGGCAAAGCACGUGCUAGUAGAUGUGGAGCCGAUCCACGAAUUACAGCACAUAAUGUUAGCUGACCAAUCAGAGCCUCUUGAGGGCGGGCCUUUCAGAGAAACAAGGAAAUAUGACAGUCGUUUUCAUGUUAGCCGAGUAGCUGUAUAUAAUCAAAGUAAGAUGUAUGAAAAGAUUUAAUGAUUUUUACAAAUGAAGCAUGAGCACACAUUGCUUUGCAUCUUUUAAACACAACCAAGCCUUAAAAUACACUCUGGACCACCCCUUUAAAUAUUUAUGAAAAGAUUAAAUUGUAAUGUUUUUUUUUACUUCUCUCUACUGGAGAACACAUAUUGUUUAUAUGGCUAAAAAGUCAUUUAAAUAGCUUGAUGUAAAUUUACAUUGUUUUAUGUUGUGCAAAGAUGUUUACAAAAGGGUGAACAUUGCUUGUCAA